AUGAGUGAUGCCGGCGGCGGCGCCCGGGGCCACGGCGGCCCCGGCGGCGGCCCCGGCGGCGGCGCCUCGCCCGGGCGGCCCCGCGGCGGGGCGGCGGGCGAGGGGCGGCGGGAGGCGGCGGCCGCUCGGCCGGCCGCGCUGCUGCGCUGGGACGAGGUGCCCGACGACUUCGUGGAGUGCUUCAUCCUGUCGGGCUACCGGCGGCUGCACUGCUCGGCGCAGGAGUGCCUGGCCUCGGUGCUGCAGCCCACCAACGAGACGCUCAACUUCUGGACGCACUUCAUCCCGCUGCUGCUCUUCCUCAGCCGCUUCUGCCGCCUGCUGCUGCUGCGGGGCGCCGGGGACGUGCCCUUCCACCACCCGGCCCUGCUGCCCCUCUGGUGCUACGCCUCGGGGGUGCUGCUCACCUUCGCCAUGAGCUGCACGGCCCACGUCUUCAGCUGCCUCUCCCCGCGCCUCCGCGCCGCCUUCUUCUACCUGGACUACGCCUCCAUCAGCUACUACGGCUUCGCCAGCACCGUGGCCUACUCCUACUACCUGCUGCCCCGGCUGAGCCUGCUGGACGCCGGCGCCAUGAGCCGCUACCUGCAGCAGCAGCUGGGCUGGCAGCUGGACUGCAGCCUGCCCAUCGCCGCCUACCGCGCCCUGGUGCUGCCCGUGGCGCUGGCGCUGGCCGUGGGCUGCACGGCCGCCUGCUGCCGCAGCCGCGCUGCCUGCUGCGCCUACCCCUUCGCUGUGCGCACCUUCGUCUUCGCCAUGCCGCUCAGCAUGGCCUGCCCCAUCAUGCUGGAGAGCCUCCUCUUCGACCUGCGCGCCCGCAACCCCACGCUCUUCGUCUACUUCUACCGGCGCUACUGCUGGCUGCUGGUGGCCGCCUUCUUCAACGUCAGCAAGAUCCCCGAGCGCAUCCAGCCGGGGCUCUUCGACAUCGUGGGGCACAGCCACCAGCUCUUCCACAUCUUCACCUUCCUCAGCAUCUACGACCAGGUGCACUACGUGGAGGACGGGCUGGCCACGUUCCUCCAGGCGCCCCCGGCCGCCCCCACCUAUCUGGGCACCGUGGGCUACAUGCUGCUGCUGAUGCUCUGCCUGGCCGUGGUGGUCCGCAGGUUCCUCAAAGGCUCAGACCUCUGCAAGCAGGACUAGCCGGGCCAGUGACCCUCAGGUGGGCGAUCCUCAGCCCGGCCCUACCACAUCUCGGAAAUGCUGCGAAACCGGGGGCAAACGCACCCGUGGGAGAGCCAGGUCCCUUUUGCAGAGGGCUGCCGGAGAAAACGACCAUGGAGGAACUGCUCGUACUCUUUGGACUACUAGGUUACCAGGGGAAGCAAGCAAACGCUUACUGGUACGUUGCUGCUUAGGGUAUAAGCUGAAAUAAUUUAGCUCUGCUACUAGGAAGAUUGCAUGGACUGUGAAUGCCACUAACUAAUUUUGGAACAAUUAGGUUUAAAUCAGCUCUGUGUGUGUGUGUGUGUGUGUAUAUAUAUAUAUAUAUAUAUAUAUUGUAGCUAUAUAUUUAUUAGCUACAUAUAUAGAUAUAUAUAUAUACACACACACAUGAAGACACACUUGUGCAAUGAUUACUCAUAGACUUUUAAUCAAUUCCUGUGCGAAAUUUCCUGGCAGAUUAUGCACUGACAUUCAUCUUCUUCUGUGAUACUGUAACAGGCCUUUGCAGUCACAUACUGGAUUUUAAAUGCACACAAAUUGACAGCUGUGUAUAGUUUUUAAGGUCUUGCAGUCUUUUCAGCCAGGGAACAUCAUAGAUUUUACAGAGAGAGAGAGAGAGAGAGAGAGAGAGAGAGAGAGAGAAGUAAAAACAGCUGUGAAUUACGACAGAAUUAUCUGCCGAUGGAGACACUUUAAUUAGACCAGCAGUGAGGCUUGAGUGGUUGGUGUAGCCACUCAGGUACUAAAAGAAAAUACAAGGAUAUGUAAAAUCACUGAAUCAGAAAGGGGUCAAACUGGUUUGGGGGCGCGAGGGGAGAAGGGCACUGCUUAAUGGCAUGGCUCCUUCCGCAGCAUGUCAGCAACAUCCAUCACGUUAAUGGGGUAGCUCAGGGGUUCCCCUACCUCCCCGGCAAAUCACCCCCAAGUCAGUCCUGUAGCGUUGAAGUCGGAUGCCAGAUUUUCUCUCAGUCGGCCCUGCCAAGCUCAGCAGGAGUUUUGUGGAGAUAAAGAGAGCAACUGAUCCAUGAGAUCUCACUCUGGGUCUUCUAAGGAAUUACAUGGAACCGAUUUCUUGUGCUCUUUAAUGAGAGCCCUCCGUCAGACCCCACCGUCCGCCAGCUCGCUGCAGAAUGAGCUAUUGCUGAACGUGAGCGCGGGAGGUAGGACCUGGCCCCGGGAAUACUGCGUAUCGGCGCUUUCACAUCGUUCCCUGCCUUUUCCUAUUUUGAUUAGUUAUGGCUGCAGCUGGGUGUUUUCAAGUCCUCACUCAGUAGGUUUGGGGGGUUUCAAAGAGAAGAAUUAUGAGAUAUUUUCCAAAGCAGUAUCUUUCUCGCAUGACAAACAGCUAACUGCAGACUUACCUUACUCUCCCUGCUAAGAGAAACCUCUGUAAACGAUAUGCAGAUUUUAAACAGGUGCAUUUUGAUUUUGUCUGACAGGAUGAGUAAUAAGUAUGCAAUAAUGUUACACAAGGGGAUUACAGCCUGGAGUUCACGUGAGGGACUGCUUGUAUAUCCCAUUUUCAAAAACAAGGGUGGGUUCCUUAGGGAACUCUGUGCAUACCACACAAUGACUUAGUGGCUCUAACUCAGCCUGUUUGCCCCUAUUGUGGGGAUACAUUUCCGCUUGUAUCCUUCCCAUUUUCAUGGACACAGCAUCCAAACUCCAAAUAAAUGUUUUGGGUCCAGUUCCAUACUCUUUUGUAAGAGAAAGCCCAUUUGUUUUAAUAGGCAUAUAGGAAGGACUACAGCCAGGGAUUACAAGGUCAUGUCCUUAAUAUGGGUCAGAAUCACCACAGAAACUGGUAAUUGAUACAUGCUGUACCAAUGCCAGAUCUGUGAAAACUUCCCUACGGAGGUGUACAAGCUGAAAGAAAAUUAGACCCACUUCGUUUUAUCUUUUGUCUCAACCCAUUUUAACUGUAAUGGCUUGGACCUUGUAGGUUCUCAGUGAAUAAUGAGAAUGGCCUAACAAAAAUACAUAUUCUUUGUCAGCCACAAUGCUGCUAAUAUAUCAUUUGUGGCAGGGUCCUUUAUGGUCCCUUCAAGAGACUGGCUAAAAUUGCAAAAAUAGCUGCUCCCAAACUGUGGUCUCUGAGUUAUCACUGAUGAUCCAUAAAAACCAGCGUGGCCCUGUGUGGCUGUCUGUGCUUUGUUUUCAUUUGCUAAUCUGCACUGAAAGAAAAUGAAAACUAUAUGUUACUUAUUUUCAUUAACUUUCAACAUAAUUAUGGCAUUGCUUUACUCAGCUGCCAAGAAAGCAGAAAAUGAUCUGCAAAUCUAGGAAAAGAAGUUGGUUCAUGAGACUGUCAUUCAUUGAAAUGUGCUUUAUAUUGUGAGAAAAACCUGGAAACUCACAGUAGAAAACAAAUGGAUCAAGACCUGCAAGCAUUUCAUGCCAUGAAUUUCUCCAACUUCAAACAGAGGCCCAGAUCUCUGAGAUGUGCUGUGUUCAAGUUAAAAUAAUAGAAGCAUAAUAGUUAGAGCCUAAUGACUCAUCCAAAUUUCAAAAAACUAAUUAUUUAGAAAUGGUUUGCUUUGGAGAUACCACUAGCCUGUCCAACCAGCAAUUAAGAACUAAGAAAGAAACCAAAAAGCUGAGGACAGCAAUUCUCAGCACUGGAAGACAGCUAAGAAACAAGCAACGGUAAAAGCCAAAUGUAAAAAAGGCCUUUAAAAAUACUGUACAAAGAAUUAUAUUUGUGCUUGUCAGUCACAAUGCAGAGGACAUCCCAAGAGGCAAUGUCAAAAAGGCUGUAGCUAACUUGUAAAAAUACAUUUGAUAUUUGCAGUUAGGCCACACAGGGUCGUCUAUAUAUAUCUCAAUUACAGAUAACAGUAUAAAGGUUGGACUGCAACCAACUGCAAUUUUACUGGAAUCUUACUGCUGUUAGUAAGAGUCAUCUGUGAGCCUCAGUCACGCUGCAGAUUUGGUACCAGGAUGUGAUAUUAAGAAUAUUGCUUCAUUUUAAAUGUUUCGAUUUGGCAAAAUGUUAAGGCAUAUGUAUCGGCCUGAGCACUUUGUGGAAUUAUGUGUAAAUGCUGGUUGCAAGCACUGCUCUCUGAGCCACUGUAAGCAGGCUGUAUGUAUCAGGAGUGAAUGGGUGCAGGGAGAUAUGAUUAGUUUUUAAGAGUUCUUAUUAAUGUAUGUUUGUCUGUUUAAAAUGUGGCUACAAAUUAAAAAGUUACGAUGAGUGUGGAGGAUACCAGGGGAAAUGCUACCUGAGUGUCUGUAUUUAUUCAGUGAAGGACAUGUGUGUAGAUAGCUGUUCCAUUUGCCAUGUUCAAUAGCCAGUCUUCAUAAAUAUAGACAGAACAAAGCUCAGUUAAAGAGGUUAAAAGUGGAACAAGACAUGUAUAAUUAUAGUGCUUGAACUUGCUCUUGUAGAAGUGAAUGUCAGCAUUUGUGGCUUGUGAGGGAGCAGGAUCCCGUUUUUGGUUUGAAAGUACACAUGGAUGAGCGUUCACCAGCAUACCCAGAGCUUAGACGAGAGGUCUGGUCUGCAGAAUAGACACAUAAGGAAAUCUAGAAAACAAACUUUUUUGCAUGAGUACCUGCCAUAUUUUUAUUACCUGGAUACCUGCCACGAGGUCUACACUGUGGUUAGGGAACAGAGGAUUAUAUAGCUCGGCUGGAAAACGAAAAAGACUUUUCAGCCUUUUCUUGGUCGAAUCUGGGAUGGGGGGUGGUACAAGGGGUGGAGCAAAAGGGAACAGCUUGAAAAUCUGUAUUUUUUUAUUCUUUGGCCAACGCUGACCUUCAGACUGAUGUACCUAUGCCAACGUGAACCGGCUGAUAGGCUAGUUUGCAGUGCUGGUGACACCGGGGACACUGACGUUCCCCUCUGCAAUCAGUGUGGGCCUAGAACUGCAGCCUACACAUUGGCAUAUAAUGAAUACGCCCGGCCUCUGGUCGCUUUGGAGUAACCUGUCGGCUUUGAGCUCAUCUUUGUGUAGGAGUGAUGUGCCUGGUCUGUAGUAAUUAUCCCAUAUUCCAUGGUGGCACACUAUUUCUUCUGCUGCAGUGUGUUCAUUUGAAUGUCACUACCCAGGAUAUCUGUGCAGCUCUGAGCUGUUUUGGUAGCAAGACUGGAGUCUGCAGUCUGGAAACAAAGGAAAAGUUUCAAUUUGCAUGCUGUAACUGUAGAAAUUUAGUAGUUAAACUAGAAACACUUACUGCUUUUUGCUAAUAUGAAUUUUUGCUUAGCUGUUCAAGUGUCAUGCUUAUUAUUUGUUUGCUGAAUCCAGCUACUAUGUUAGGUUUUUGUCAACAGUGCCCCUGCAGAAAAUGAGAGUCUGAAAGUUUUACUUUAUGUUUAAGUAAACUCUCUGAGGCAGCACAUUCAUAAGGUAUUUUUGCACUUAACUCAGUUGAUUACCCUCCACAUGCCUUACAGAAGCAAGUCAUACCUGUAGUAAUUGCCCAGAUUAUACUGCUUUUCAUUGCCUAUGAGAGUCAAAAUGACCACGUGGCCUGUAACAAGCUGAGGAGUCAGGCACUCCUGGGAUCUAAUCCCUGCUUUGCCACUGUCUGUUCUGUGAUCUAGGGCAAGUCAUUUAAACUGUGUUCAUUUUGAAUGAACUUAAUUCAUGGAAAUCACUGGAAUUGUAUCAGGGUUGAAUCUGACCCUCUGUGUUUCAGUUUCCUCAUCUGUAAAAUGGGGAGAAUAUACCUUACCUACCUCGCAGGGUUGCUCUAAAGAUUAGCUAAUGUUCGUAAAGCACUUAAAAAUGCAAAGACCCUUCUAGGUGCUAAGAAGUAUUACUGAACUCCAGCAGAGAGAAUGUCGUAUUUUCCAAAGCUCCUCAUCUCCCGGAGAGAGGAACACGAAUGUUUCUAGAUCAAGAAAUCUUGGGACAAACCCUCAUCUGUCACACUCUGAGCAGGUUCAUGUCCUGCAUCCUUUGAAGUCAGUGGCAAAACUCCCACCGGCUUCGGGAGAGGGCAGUCAAGUCCUAAACAGUAGUAAACAGGCUGACUAAAUGCAGAAAUGUCAGGCGUAAAGAGAAAACACACAGGAGUCUUAAGUACUUUUCAGAAAUCCUCACGGGUGAUUUGUUUGCACUGAAUGGCAUUGUAACCCCAACGUGGGACCUCGUUGUCCAUUUAGCCAUGGAUUGUACUUACAGCUACUGUAAAACAACGGAGCAACGUUUCCCAUCGGUGUCUGUAAGACUAGGAUUACGUCUCAGCUGCCACUGUGAACUUCUUAUCAGAGUGAAAAGACCUUAAAUAAACCAGGCUUUUAAGUAAAUAUGUGUAAACGCAUUUGGGAACACAAACUUAGAUUGGUCAGACAACCAACCUUCUCAUUUCCACUUCCACUUCCCAAAACCAACAACACUGAGCCAAUCCUCUUCCUCCGUGAAAACUGAACUUAGCUCUUCUUAUCAUGUGCACUCUUCCUUUGCUGUGCAGCCCUGAAUAAUCCUCCUGUUAACCCACUCUGCCCUUCUCCUGCAGAGACUGAUACAAACAGCACCAUUAAGUACAGAGCAAUGCUUUUAAGAGCUCUUCUAACUGGCAUCAGUAGUAGAGACAAAAAAAAAAAAAAAAAGAAAGAAAGAAAUGAGAGGGUUUGAGUGAUUCAUUAAGUUGAAGCCUCUAACCAUUAGAAAUUCAUCCUGUCCAAAUAUAUUCCUAGCUUCUGUUCCACACCCGUAAGUCAGGGCUGCACAACUUCUGUCACCCAAGUUGCAGCAGAGACUUUACCCUCUUCUGCUCAGGUGAGAUGGAAGAUGCCAAGGAGGUGUCACAUGCACUGAAAGAUACAGACCUCCAUUCAAAACAUUUCAAGUGAAACAAAACUAAAUUAUUUUCUCAACUUGCUUAGUCAGAGGCUGCUUCAUUCCACUGCAUUCAGUAAUAAAUUAACGACUGAGGAAACGAAAGCAGCCUUUUGCUCAAAAUCCUCUAUAAGGAAACACCACCAGGAGACUUCUGCUUUCAGGGCAAUUGCUUUGUGGCUGGCCACAUGCAGAAUCGGGAGGCUCCUUAUGUUGGGCUUCACUGUUUCUGCUGAAUGCCUUAGGAUUUGCAGUCGUAGCUGGGGGUUAACAAUAUGGAGAAACAAACAAUUUACAGCAAGUCAAAUCUUUCUAUCUGCUAGAGAUUCAAGCACGCUUUAGUAAGAGGUAUCACGUUUAAGGGUCUGUGCAUGCAAUGAACAAGUGUGAAUUUUCUUUUGUUUGAUUCUGUUGGGGUUUUAUGAAAUUUACUCUUUGUAAACUUUUGGAUGCCGACUGAUGUAUAUGUAAUGACUAUGCAUUUUUAGCAAAAAAGGUGUGAGCUAUGAAUAAAGUUGUUUCUGAGUUCA
Molecule: messenger RNA, 7486 nt
Organism: Dromaius novaehollandiae (emu)
Lineage: Eukaryota; Metazoa; Chordata; Aves; Casuariiformes; Dromaiidae
Gene: PAQR9
Product: progestin and adipoQ receptor family member 9
Exons: 1
Coding region: 1-1146 (381 amino acids)
Cellular component (GO): membrane
Molecular function (GO): signaling receptor activity
Source: RefSeq, a predicted model, not a curated record